AUGGCUCCUGUACCAAUUUCUCCUAUAAAGGUUGGCCAAAUCGACGAUGUCCAGGAGUUGAGAAGGGCCAAACUGGCAGCCAUUCCUGAGAGAUUCGUCCGGGACAUUGCUGAAAGACCAGCACUAGACACAGAGAUCACUCCAUCUUCAUCUAGCAACAUUCCCAUAAUAGAUUUCUCAAAACUCCUAAAAGGAAACAAAGAAGAAUUCGACAUUGAAAUAUUGAAGCUCUCAACUUCCUGUGAGAAGUGGGGAUUUUUUCAGGUGAUAAAUCAUGGGAUUGAUCUGGGUUUGCUUGAGAGCAUAGAGAAGGUUGCCAUAGACUUUUUCAUGCUACCUUUGGAGGAGAAACAGAAGUAUCCGAUGGCACCGGGGACUGUCCAGGGUUAUGGCCAGGCUUUUGUGUUCUCGGAGGACCAGAAGUUAGACUGGUGCAACAUGUUUGCUCUUGGAGUAGAGCCACACUUCAUAAGGAACCCAAAUCUGUGGCCAACAAAGCCAGUUGAGUUCAGGUAA
Molecule: messenger RNA, 516 nt
Organism: Ilex paraguariensis (yerba mate)
Lineage: Eukaryota; Viridiplantae; Streptophyta; Magnoliopsida; Aquifoliales; Aquifoliaceae
Source: the annotation of a GenBank genome assembly